AUGGAGGAACGUGCCACAAUUUAUGGAACAGAUUUACCUGUACUUGUCCAGAUGAAUAUUAUGGAACACGAUGUGAAAACACAUGUACAAAACCAGAGAAUUGCCAGCAUCAAAGGUGUAGCACUCGAGAAAACUACAUUUGUACCAAAUGCAUUGAUCAGGGAACAGAUCGAAAACACUCAAUCUAUUACGUUUCUCCAAAUAAUAAAACAUGUGAAGUUGUCAUCAAGGGACUCACACAAAAUCUGCAAUCUUAAUAUUGCACCUAAUUUGGAAACCUGUCGACUGGGCGUACAAAAUAUUGGAGGCGAAGCACGUAAUUCUACGUCUAUAGGACCAUGCCUCCAGGAGAAAUAUAAUUAUAUGAAGUUUCAACCAGUUAGUUCGUCAUUUGUGUUUUCAUUCGGGAGCACGAUAAAUGUUUCAUCCAAUGUUCCGGACCACAUUUCAGAAUAUCAGUUUGGUAUCGUUAACACAACGAUUUUAGUUUCAACGAGAAAUAUCAAUGGCCAUCAAAAGAACAAAAAGUAUUUAAAUCCAAAGCAGACAAACAGUUGUUCCAGAAAUAAUUUUACCGACACAAAUCCUAUAUCGACCAUUAUUACCUGUAAAAUGACUAUUGCAACAACAUGGGUUAUACAAGAUGGGGAACAGCUUUGUAUGGAGUUCACAGCAUAUGCUGGAGGAUACCUGAAAACGAAGGAUUUCUAUGGCAACCCUUCACUCCCUCAUAUAUACCGUACUACACAGUCAUCAUAUGAAGUGUGCAUGAGACGAGACUCUGCGGCACCGAAACACUGUUUAGAAGAUAAUUCUUGUACAAAGAAUGAAGUUAUUCUUUUUGAAAAUCGAAUUACUAAUUCGGUAGACUUAAACAUCUCACUCAAAGGCUGGUUUGAUCCUUAUCGUUUCGCCCCUGAAGAAGCCUCUGGAAUUCAAAGUUACUCAAUUACAAUACAUGAUAUGAAAGAAGUCGAUGAAUCAACACUUUCAAUGGAUGAAGCCAGUGUAUUAACUCUGAAUAUUUCAAGUGACGUUGACUCAAUUCAUCUGCCUGAUAAACAGCCCGCCUUGUACGGCGUUUCACUUAAUAUCCUUGAUAAUGCUGGUAACUUCAAACAAGCAAGACGAUUUGUAUUGUUUGAUAAAUCAUCAGAGAUUCAUAUCAAUGCAGAAAACAAACUUAGAGGUGUUGGAUAA
Messenger RNA from Saccostrea cuccullata (small rock oyster), 1200 nucleotides. RefSeq lists its product as uncharacterized. NCBI's taxonomy places the organism in Eukaryota, Metazoa, Mollusca, Bivalvia, Ostreida, Ostreidae. The record is from RefSeq and is a predicted model, not a curated record. The transcript is spliced from 7 exons. The coding region runs from base 1 to 1200 and encodes 399 amino acids.